This is a messenger RNA of Penicillium antarcticum, 2826 nucleotides long. RefSeq lists its product as uncharacterized. The coding region runs from base 1 to 2826 and encodes 941 amino acids. Gene Ontology annotation, molecular function: protein binding. The record is from RefSeq and is a predicted model, not a curated record. The transcript has a single exon. NCBI's taxonomy places the organism in Eukaryota, Fungi, Ascomycota, Eurotiomycetes, Eurotiales, Aspergillaceae.
AUGGCUGAAUCUCCUGAAUAUCCGUCUACCUUGAAUGGUAUCUUUGACGGGGCUUCCCCCCUCAAGGAGCGCCUCGAUCCAAUCCGAUUGGCUUCAGAGAACAUCGUCCCAAUCUUCAACCUGCCCCUCUCCCAAAAGAUCCUGGGCCACGAUGCCUCGAACGAGUCCCUUGCGCAGGUCGCACAAGGCGAUACGUCCUAUACAUCCUUUGUCGCGGAGCAGGCACGCGCCGCCCUCCAGUCCACCGAUGACCUGUCCACUGAACAAAAGCAGUCUCAAAUCCUACACCUCGGACUUGCGGCUUUGUUCGGCUUCCUGCAGUCCAAUGUCACCGGUCCUCCCCUCGAAUUCAACUCGGCUGAAGUCUCGCUGCCAUCGUCCCUGCGAACCGAAACUGCAACCCUCAAAGCCGUCCGGGCCAAAAUCAUUCGCGACUUGACUAUUGAUGGAGAGGCAGCAUACAAGCUCACACCCAACCCGGAAUUGUUUUCUAUCGCCAAGGCUUUGUUGAGCGAUGCUUCCAGCGAGGGACCGCUUGUGGCCAGCACAGCACGCAUGCGCGUCAACUUCUUGCACCAGAAGAUGUUGUCCGAGGUCACGAGCACCCUGCAGGAUGCUAUUUACAAUGACGUCGAGGUGUUGAACAAGGCCGAGCUGAAUGCAGACGAGAGAGGACGGUUCCUGCUGGAAAGGGCCAUCAUCAAUACACACCACGGCUUUGAUGUCAAGGCUCGGGCAGAUAUCGACGAAGCCGCCAAGGCGCGGCAAUUCGAGUUUGCGCUGACCGGUAAGCUGGGUAAGCGCACAAAGUUCCAGAACCGCGAUAUCAGUCAGCUGGUUGUGUUGGCUAAGAGUGCCGACGAGGCAUCCUUGUCUUCAAAGCCCUCCGGUCCCAAGAAUGUGGAUUUAAAUGACGAUACGCUACUUGAGGCCAUUUCUUUCACAGAAUCAAAGCCUGAUGAGCAAGACAAGGCAAUUCAGGGCAAGCUGUCGGCCAGCUUGGAUGCCGUCGAUGCCAACAACCAACCCAUGCUUAACCCUGUGGACUCUGCUCUUCUUUUGGCUCUUGCCUCAGCAAUUACUAAUACCGCACCUGAGAACGGUCUCACCCGUGAAGAAACACACCCCUACGCUACUCGUGUUCUCGAUGGUGGCAGUUCUAACUGGCAGAUUUACACACAAGGACUUUUGGUCCGUAGUCGGGUAGAGGGCUACCGUUCUCGUACCGUUGAGCGUGCCGUUCUACAAAUGCAAGCGCUCGUGGACCAAGUCAUUGCCGACACUGCUACGUCUGACGCAGCCGCUCAGACAGAAUCUGGCGAGCCUACAACAUUCUUGCCACGUCCUGAGCAAUCUGAAUCUGCCCCAGCUGCUGACCGUCUCGAGCACAUUUGGAUUCUCAAUUUCUCAACAAGAUGGAACCUUGAGGCUGAGCUGGCCAAGCGCUGGGUUGACCUCGGUGGUCUACGCACCGCUCUCGAGAUCUACGAGAGAUUGCACAUGUGGGCUGAGGCCGCACUCUGCUACGCCGCAACCGAGCGUGAAGAGAAGGCAAAGAGUAUCGUCCGCCGCCAACUGUACCAGCCCACUGGGCCAGAUGAGGAUGCCGAAAAUGAGCAAUUCGAUGGACCAGAGCGGUCACCAUUGCCGGCAGACGCACCUCGUCUGCUCUGUAUCCUUGGAGACAUUGACAAGGACGAAACCUUGUACGAGCGUGCUUGGGAGGUUUCUGGGCAGCGAUACGCUCGUGCCCAACGUUCUCUUGCUCGUCACUACCUCGCCCUCACACCACCUGAAUUAGAAAAGGCCGAGGAAGCCUACAAGAAGAGUCUACACGUCAACCGCUUAAACCACGGAGCAUGGUUCGCUCUUGGCUGUGUCCAGCUUGAGCAACAAAAAUGGGAAGAAGCCACCGACACCUUCACCCGCACCGUCCAAAUCGAUGACACAGACGGUGAAGCCUGGUCUAACCUUGCCGCCGCCAUGCUCCGCUCAUCAGCACCAGAGUCAUCCGGCCCAGAAGUGGUAGUCGACGAGGCCACUGGCGAGAUCACAACUCAAGACAAUGAACUCCACAAGCGCAAGCGCGAAGCCCUCGCCGCCCUCCAGCGCGCAGCGCAACUUAAAAAUACCGACGCCCGCAUCUGGGACAACGUCCUCACAGUUGCAGCAUCCAUCCCACCUCCAUCAACGCCAUUCCGUGAUCUGGUCACCGCUCAAAGACGGAUCAUCGAGCUUGUCGGAGCGAAGAAGGGCGAGAAGUGCGUCGAUGGCCCUAUCCUGGCUAUGCUGGUCGAAUUCCUGACGUCGGCAUUUGAAUACGAGCGCCUUCUCAUCCGCUCCGAGGAUCCCUCCGAGGCUCCCAUCGUUCGCACGGGUACAAUCCCCGGCCAAAUUAUCACCCUCAUCGACCAAAGUAUCGUCCCACUCAUCACUCACUCCGCAGCCCUGUGGCUAGUCGUCGCCCGCGUCGAGAUCUGGCGUGAACGUCCCUUCGCCGCAUUCGAGGCCCACGAAAAGGCCUGGCGCGCUACUGUCGCUGCUAACGCACAAGGUGCCUUCCAGAUGGGCGAUGAGAAGCCCUGGCUGGAACUUGUCCGUGCUACUGAGAAACUCGUCCGGGAUGGAUACGCCAAGUAUGGCCCCAUGGACCGUGAAGAUCAAAUCGUUGAGGGGGAUGCCGAGGCCGAGCUCGUCGCUCGCGAUUGGCGGUUCAAGGCUCGCAGUGCCGUGCGCGGAAUCAUGGGCAAGGGCAAGGACUUCUGGGAAGAUAGCGAAGGCUGGCUCCGUCUGAAGGAGUUGCAGUCUGAGGUUACGGGCAACUAA